Molecule: messenger RNA, 2067 nt
Organism: Trichoplax adhaerens
Lineage: Eukaryota; Metazoa; Placozoa; Uniplacotomia; Trichoplacea; Trichoplacidae
Exons: 2
Coding region: 1-2067 (688 amino acids)
Source: RefSeq, a predicted model, not a curated record
AUGACCAAACAUAUUUUAGAGAACUGCAGCGCAGUUCCAAGUGAAAUAAAGCAAUAUCAUAAUAUUAAAUACAAUAAAAGCGCAGACAGCGAUAUGGAAUGCACAGCAUUAAACAAUGCUGAAUGGUUAGCUUCCGCUAAUCCCCUAUCUGCACCUCCAGCGCUUGGCAAAAAACGAAAAAUUUCUGAUUAUGGAAUGGCAAAGCCGACCAAUUUAGAACAUACAGCCUUAUAUAGUUCAUUGGUGCUUGCUCUUAUUACUUCCGAUAUUCCUUGGAAAUUCUUAGACAAUGGCUACUUUCGAGAAUUUCAAAUGAGAUUGCAUCCGGAUUUUCAACCACUAAGUGGAUAUCAAGCUUGCGAGCAAAUUGUCAACAAAUUACAGCUACAAACAGAUGAAGAUAUUACUAAUUUUUUACUGGAUUCGACAUAUUUGACGAUAUCGUGCGAUGCUACCAAUAGUGUUGAUAACUGGAACAUCACAAAUUGGGUAGCAACAAAUGAAAACGCGUAUUCAGAAUUGAUAUAUAUUACUUCUCGCCCAUGUGCUAAAACUGCUCCAGAUAUCUUUGAAGAAAUUUAUAGCUUUAUUGGUAGGUUAAAACUUCCAGUAUCGACUCAAGUAAGCUUUUGCAGCGAUAGUUCCGAUAUAGACGCCGCAGUAAAGAAAAAAGUACGAGAGCAACCAGAUGCGAGAAUAGGCUUGACAGGAAGUUGUUUAGCCCAUCAAUCGAAUUUCAUCAUGAAAGAUGUUAUAAGAAACCUAACGUAUCUUGGCAAUAGCAUUGGGACGUGUCAAAAAAUUGCCAGGUUUACACAUCAAUCGAAAUCCUUUUAUGGCCUACUUCGAGAUGAACUAGAUAUACAAGAUAUAUCGAUUUGGAUUCCGACACAAGCGCAAUGGUAUUCAAUAGCCAUGUGUGUAAAGCAAAUAUUGUGCAUCGAAAAGGAACUUAAAGUUGCAUCUGGUAAAUGCUCAGACGACGCAUUUAUGCCAUUUGACACACCAGAAAGUAACCUUCAAAGCAUAAUAAACGAUGAUCAUUUUUGGAGUGAUCUUAAAAGCACUUAUGCCAUCUUAACACCGUUUAAUUUUAUUGCUGCAAUGUCUGAAAGAUCUGAUAUAACCUCUAGCCAAUUUCUAAUAACAUGGAUGUGGUUAUUAUGCCUACUGAAUAACGCACCAGAAGUAGACAACACCAUUAGAAUAAAUAUAUUCAAUAAUAUUGAAAAAAGGAUACAAAAUUUCAUUGAAGAUCAUCAGAUAAUAUCGAUUGUGCUAGAUCCUCGCAUUUAUCUUACUGGCUUAAGCCAAUUUGGUAAGCGAAGGGUACGCUCACUUUUUUCGCAAUUUGUGGAGAGAUUAUAUCCACAAGUGGAUAUUGCUUUAAUUAUGGAGCAAUAUAUUGCGUACUGCCAUAAACGAUUUCCAUUCGAUGAUAAAAUUACAUGGAAUCAUAUGGCUAAAGCGCCAAUCACGUUUUGGAAUGAGUACUCACAAGAGACAUCGGAAUUAUCUACCGUCGCCAUUACAAUAAUUACUCUUACGCCGCAUGCUUCUACAUGCGAAAGAGCAUGGUCGGCAUAUGCUACUAUCCCUAAUACUAAGCAACAUAAUCGACUCAAUUUCGAAAAUAUAACUAAAAUUUGUAAAAUUAAGCAUCAUUACGAUACUCAAAAGAUCAUAAAUGCAACAGCUGCUGGCGCUAAAAGAUACGCUUUAAUAUUAUGUAAUAUGGUUAAGAUUAAAAGAGAGCAUUUACUUGGCAAUGAAGAAGAUCGACCAGAUGAAACACCCACUACAGAAGCUAUCCAGGAUAUGAAUGAUAACCUUAGCGAUAGCGAAGAUGCCAAUUUCAUUCGUGCUAUAGCUGAAGUAGCAGAUCCUGAGUUUCGUGAUGAUUUGCCUAGUAACAGCGGUAUGAGUUGCAAUCGAAGUGUUGAUGUGCAAGCCCCCGAGGAUAUAACCAUGAAAGACUUUACUCUCUCAUGGCUGGAUCUAACUGCUCAAACAUUAGAUAAUAUUGAGGAAAUUGUUAGAUCGUUUGUACCGAUAGUUCCAAGGUAA